Penicillium canariense is the source of this 1164-nucleotide messenger RNA. RefSeq names its product SUN domain-containing protein. Lineage: Eukaryota; Fungi; Ascomycota; Eurotiomycetes; Eurotiales; Aspergillaceae. Bases 1 to 1164 code for a protein of 387 amino acids. The transcript is spliced from 3 exons. The record is from RefSeq and is a predicted model, not a curated record.
AUGAAGUUCGAGAUUACUUCCGCCCGCACGGCCGCGCUUGUCGCCCUCAUUGCCAGCGUUGAAGCUGCUCACCACGGCCAUACUCACCACCAUGGACACGCUCACGAAGCCCGCACUUUCCCGGACAACAACACUCUCGAGAAGAGGAGUGGCCAGUGUCAGUUCCCUAGCGAUGCUGGUCUGGUUGCUGUCACCCCAAACGAGCAGAACGCCGGCUGGGCCAUGAGCCCUAACCAGCCCUGCAAGCCUGGCAACUACUGCCCCUACGCCUGCCCUCCCGGCCAGGUCUCCAUGCAGUGGGAUCCCGAGGCUACCUCAUAUUCCUACCCCAUGUCUAUGAAUGGCGGCUUGUACUGUGACGAGAGUGGCGAGAUCCACAAGCCUUUCCCCAACAAUCCCUACUGUGAGGAUGGAACUGGCGCCGUUAUGGCCAUGAACAAGGCCGGAAAGUCGGUGGCUUUCUGUCAAACAGUCCUGCCCGGUAACGAAGCCAUGCUGAUCCCGACCCUGGUCGAGGAGCUGUCCACUCUGGCCGUCCCUGGAAUGUCCUACUGGUGCGAGACCGCUGCUCAGUACUACGUCAACGCCCCCGGUGUCACUAUCGAGGAGGCUUGCGUCUGGGGUACCAAUGCCAACCCCGUUGGGAACUGGUCUCCUUACACUGCUGGUGCCAACACUGUUUCCAACGGCGAUACCUACCUCAAGAUUGGCUGGAACCCUAUCUACCUGGAGCCCACCACUCCCUUCCGCGAUGUCAAGCCCGAGUUCGGUAUCGAGAUUCUAUGUGAUGGUGAGGGCUGCAACGGUCUCCCUUGCCGGAUUGAUCCUUCUACCAUGGCUGUGAACGAAAUGAGCGCUCCCGAUGUCUUCACUGGCGCUGGUGGUGCUACUGGCUGUGUUGUCACUGUCCCCUCUGGCUCCAAGGCCAACAUUGUUGUCUUCGAUGUUGGUGGUGACUCUUCCAGCGAGACCUCCAGCCCCAGCAUGAGCUACACAUACCGCCCCCACGUCUUCACUGGUACCGCUGAGAUCUCGGCCGCCUCUACCACGGGCGCUGCCACCGCCAGUGCCUCUGCCUCCGCCACUGGUGCCGCCGGCAGCACUACUGCCUCUAUCAUGAGCGUCAUCUUCGGUGCUGUGGCCGCCCUGGCCCUGAACUUCUAG